GAUAAUGGAAUAAUUUAAUAUGGCGGAAACGUUGCGUCGACGAAGCUCAAUCAGUGUAAUUUUGUGAGGAAUCUGAUACAAUUGAUAUAAUUUCGGCACAAUUUACAAGAAUAUAUACUAUUCUAUAAACGAUUCAAGUGAUAUAAAAUUGUACAACAACGAGCGAUAAAUUCCACGGUUGUUGGCAAGUCGCAAAUAUGGGUUCUAAUAAACGUCAUAAGACUGAAAAAUCUCGCGACGCCAAGAAGAAGCGUCAUCGCAGUCGUUCCAGAAGUUACACGCCCGAUCGCGAGAAGUCGGAGAAGCAUAGGCAUCACAAAAAGCACAGGAGGAAAGAGCGCAAGGAUUACGAUAGCGAUGUCGAGAUUGUUAAUGCACCACCACCACCAAAAAUAUCGAAAUUAUCUCACCCAUCGACGCCUCCACCGCCAGAAAUUUCUAAACAGCGCAGUCCAUCCCCUGCUAAAGGUGGAGCGUCGCAGACUUCAUUAUCUAUUGAGGAAACUAAUAAACUACGUGCAAAGUUAGGAUUAAAACCAUUAGAGGUUGAUAAUACACCGAAAGAUGAUCCUAAUAAAAUCAAAGAUGAUUUGGGAGAGUUUUAUCAUAAACCUGCUCCAAAUAAUAAUCAGAAGAUAAAAGCACAGAAAUUAAGAGAGAAGAUCGGUACUCAAAAGGAAAAGAGACAGAUUGAAGCAAAUUUGUCAAAGGUAAAAGCUUUGGGUGAAUGCGACUCUGAUGAUGAUACUCAAGCAUGGAUCAAUAAAUCGAGACAAUUGGAGGAAGAGAAAAAGAAAGCAGAAAAAAGGGCGAAGAUGUUAGAUCAAUUAGAUGAAGAAUUUGGAAUUGGUAAUUUGGUCAGAGAGGAAAUACAUACUGCUCGUAAUACAGCAUAUACAGAGAAGGAUUUGAAAGGCCUCCAAGUCGAACAUAAUGUUGAAACAUUUGAAGAGGGUAAGACUUUGAUCUUGACAUUAAAAGAUCAAGAGGUAUUAGAUGACAAUGCUGAUUUACUUGUAAAUGUUAAUAUGGUUGAUAACGAACGUUACAAACGUAGUGUUUUAAACAAAAUUAAAAAACCUACAUACGAUCCAUACGCUGAUGAAAAUUUUGACGAAUAUGGAUUUCCGAAAAAUAAAAUUUUGGAAAAAUAUGAUGAGGAAAUCGAUGGGGAAAAGAAGGACAAUUUUGUGUUGGGUACUAAUAAUGCAGUAGAAUUGAAACGACGUCAAAUAGAGACAGUGAAGCAACGCUUAGCAAAUAAAAAACUAGAAACACUACAGAUGGCAGAACCAAAAUUGGCAAGUGAAUAUUAUAAUGAAGAGGAACUUGCAAAAUUCAAGAAGCCAAAGAAAAAGAUUCGAAAAAUUAGAACAAAAAAGAAAUUUAAGGUUGAUGACUUGGUACCUGUUGAUAAUGACUAUCUUAGAGAUCUUGGAAGUAGAAGAAGGAAAAAACCAGAUGAUUCAAAGGAUAAUGAUGCUUUAGAUGUUGACGAUUUAGAAGCCCCUAUAGAAGAUCUUACUGGAGUAAAACUGGAAGAAGACGAUAAAGAAUUGGAGUUACAAUUGGCUUUAAAGAAAGCACAACGUUUGAAGGAGGGACUUUCAGUUGGCAUCCAGAAAACUGUUGAAACAAUAAAACAAGAAAUCCUUAAUUCAGAGGAUAAUCAGGUUGGAAAUAUCGUUCUUAACUCGACUGCAGAAUUCUGUAGAACAUUAGGUGAUAUACCCACAUAUGGACUUGCUGGAAAUAGAGAAGAAAACGGACAAGAACUCAUGGACUUUGAAAUAGAUGGAAUUAAAGAUGAGCCACCUGUGAACGAAGACGAAGACGAUGGUCGUGGUGCUUGGAACACAGUACACCUAGAUGAAAAUACAUCGGAGCCAGUUGUAAUGGAAGCAGCAAUUUUAGACGCUGAGCCGUCACUCGGACACGGUGUAGGUGGAGCUUUAAAGUUAGCCAUGAGUAAGGGCUAUUUGCAGAAAGAAGAUAGCAAUCGGCCCUCAGCGUCACGAUUUGCGCAUCUACAAGCUCAGAAUUAUUCAAUAGAGGAUAAAACAUAUGGUGAUGACGACAAAUUCGGCAGAAGAGAUCGUUUUAACGGACCGACAUCUGACUUUAAGGAAAAGGAAAGUUUUAAACCCAAUGUGAAGCUUGAAUAUAUCGAUGAUGACGGUCAUGUUUUAAGCGCCAAGGAAGCUUUUCGAUAUCUAUCGCAUAAAUUUCAUGGAAAAGGCCCAGGGAAAAAUAAGGUGGAGAAAAGAAUGAAAAAAGCUGAACAAGAAGUUUUAAUGAAGCGAAUGUCUUCAACAGAUACACCUUUAGGUACACUAAAUUUAUUGCAAGCAAAACAAAAAGAAACUCAAUCACCAUACAUAGUGCUUAGUGGCAAUAAACAGAUGCAAACGACUAGCAUAGCUAAAACAAAACAUUGAAGAAUAAAUGCAAACAAGGAUGAAAAUUGUAUAUAAUCUUACAUAUAUAUAGUUGAAUUUCCGAAAAUAAAUUUGAGUUUAUAAUUUCAAUGUAACACAAGGAUUGUAAAUUAUGAGAGAAAAGGAAGCUUUGUUAAAUUGUAUAACCAUAAUAAUUAAGAAAAUAUUCACAGGAUCUAUUCACAGAUUUGAUGAGAUUUUUUUAAAUUUGCACAACUUUGGCUCUGUAGUGUGGAAAAAAAAUAAUAAAGAAAGUAAUGAUUUUAUAGAUAAUGCUUAAUAUAAAGCAUAUUUUGCAAGUAUGAAUGUAUUUCUUGAUCAAUAAAUAUGUUUUACAGCAUAUCUAUAGAGA
Messenger RNA from Nylanderia fulva, 2790 nucleotides. NCBI's taxonomy places the organism in Eukaryota, Metazoa, Arthropoda, Insecta, Hymenoptera, Formicidae. The record is from RefSeq and is a predicted model, not a curated record.